UUCAAAAACUCCUAUGAACUUCGUAAACCGCAACUGUGUUAAAUAUGCCACUGUACACUCUGGGCCACUUGUGUGAAUCCAUUACCCCAGCUGUGUUAGAAAAGACUAUGAGGAUAAGCAGUGUGCCAUUUGUGAUAACAUGGAGCUGUUCCUGCUAAACUGGGAGCUAGUAAACGCUACACUAAGCACAAGGCACUAGGCCAUUGGUGACCAGCCCUACAGUCAGUCGGCUAUACAGCUUGGGUUGGUAUUGAUGAUCGGCAAUACAUCUCGGUGUGUAUAUACACAAACAUGGGAUAAAGGAAUUCUCUAUGUGUGUCUCACGACAGAGUCAGUGACUAUAGAAAUCGGGCCGUCAUAUCGUCUCAGAACUCCCAUGCUGCUUUUCUUAAUUGGCCAACAUUGGAUAAUGCCCACGGAACCGUCGAAAUAGCAACUAGCUUGGUUUCAACUGAAUACAUACACAGAGGCGGCUAGGCCGCAACAAGCGUACUCACUAACUCACCAGCCUUGCGGUCCCUCCACUGUGAGCUCUACUGUAAUGCAAGCUUAGAAAAUUAACAGACGGAUUUCACGUCUGCUGUUGUUAUAGGGAGAGACCGUCAGCCAUGAUUCCUUGGACAUUGGGGAAAUAUUUGAAGAGGAAACACGGAUAGUGUGAUGGAGACAGCAAUUCCAUUACCAAAAUGAGAAAAAUCAUCGAGAGUUUUAAGGAUGUGCUGCUUUUGGGUGCUCAUUAAAUUCGUCGGCCACAUGUUUCAUAGAGGGUAGGAUUAUCCUUGUGGAUAUUUUAUAUUUGGAUAUUGUUUCUCCCCCACGAACUCUGAAGUGUUCCCAGCACACCUGAGAGUAUGCUGCUUCCUUGGUAAUUAACAUGUGUGCUCCCCUCAGGGAUAGAUUAGUGAAUUCGAGGGCUCAUUUUCAUUUGGGCUGGCUUUAGCCAUAUCUGACUUGUUUACUACCUGGAGACUAUUGGGAGAUAUAUUCUCUAUAUUUCUCGGUAAUUAAUGUGAGUUUGGUGUCAGUGAGGGGUUGGUGUGCUUGCGGACCUCAGAGGGUGAUUUGAGGCCAGGAAGAACAAGACAUAUGGCUGAGAUUGGUGUAGAGGUGUAGUGCUUGCCAUACGGAACAUGUCUCCUUUAGUCGAGGGAGGAUGUUGCUAGGAUUAUACUGCCUCAAAGAUGGUCGCACCUAGCAGUAGAUAUAGCCAAUGUAUCUGUCCUUUAAGCCAAGCUAGGAGAGCUGAAACCUCCCCCACUGACUGUUUAUCUGGAUUUUUUUGUCCAUUCUAUUCGAUAAGGAGAGACACCACUGGCAAUAUGACAACUAUGGAUAUAGAUAUUGUUGGGGAAUCCUGAAUCACUGAGUACUACGCUGGUGUUUCAGGGGAAAGUAUUGUAUUGUGUACGGAGGAUAACGGUUGUGGAGAAUUAAUGCCACUCAGCCUGUGGUGUUGUUUUUUCAUGAAGGAUCAAGGAAUAUACUAAGAAACAAUCAUGUCUGACAUGGAUCUGAAACCACGGCCUGACCGUCCCAGGAUUUACAUGUCCAGUAAAACACACAAGGUGGUUGUCGUAUUUCCUAAUGGAGAGGUGGUUGAAGUGGCAAACCCACCUGACAAGUCAAAAGAUGACAGCAGUGUGGGGUCAUCAACAGCUGCUGCCACAGCAGCAGCAACAGCAACAGCCAGGAAUGGGCAGCUUUCACGAACGGGAUCUCUCACAGUGUUACGGAGAACCAACUCCCGGAAGACGGGGAGUAGCAGCAGCAGGGCUUCCAGUAUCAGCAUCGACAGUGUGGAGUCCUAUGCCUCCAUCGAUGUUGGUGUGGAUAAACUCCCAGGAGUUGAUGCUCCCGAAGCCUCCCAUGCGUGUUCAGUUAGAUUACGGCAACUUGUGCGGAGGUUAGAAAAAGAUGAUUUAUCCAAAGAAGAUUUAAAGAAUAACUUGGAAUAUGCAGCAUCAGUGUUAGAAUCCGUGUACAUAGAUGAGACAAGACCCGAGACCUUGGAGAGCGAAAAACAACCAGCCACAGUUCGCAAAGAGACAGAUCCUAUUUCAUCCAAGGAGAAAGGUCGGGGUUCGGCCGCAAAUACAAGGCGUCUCUGUGAGGAAGAUGAUGAACUGAGUGAGGUGGAGCCUGAUGCCGUCCCGAGCGAGGUGCGAGACUGGCUGGCCUUGACCUUCACACGCUCUAUGAGCAAUAUGAAGCGGAAAGGAGAGGAGAAACCCAAGUUCCGUAGUGUUGCACAUGCAAUAAGAGCAGGGAUUAUGGUGGACAGGAUAUACCGGCGGUUAUCUAGCUCUGUGGGAAUACAUGUGCCGCCCCAUGUCUUAAUACAAUUAAAGCAUCUUGAUGACUGGUCUUUCAAUGUCUUUGCUGUGAAUGAUGCAUCGGAUGGCCAUGCAUUGAAGUUCGUAGGUUUCACACUGCUGCAAAAGUAUGAUCUUAUCACAAAGUUCAAAAUCAACACCCAAGUCUUGGAGAGUUUCCUGUUUGCCCUGGAGUCCGGCUACAGCAAGUACCGCAACCCCUACCACAACCUCCUCCACGGUGCCGACGUUGCGCAGACAGUACACUAUGUUCUGUCUCAGAGCAAGCUUGCACACUGGUUGACUGACUUAGAAAUUUUUGCAACCAUUGUGGCAGCAUUGAUACAUGACUUUGAGCACACUGGAACGACUAACAACUUCCAUAUCAAUACAGGGUCUGAAGUGGCAUUACUGUACAAUGACCGGGCUGUGCUAGAGAACCACCAUAUAAGUGCUGCCUUCCGCAUUAUGAAGGAAGAGGAAUGUGGCAUUGCCAGCAAUCUUAGCAAGGAAGAAUAUCGGGAGUUCCGGACACUUGUGAUAGACAUGGUGUUGGCAACAGAUAUGUCCUUCCACUUUCAGCAGAUAAAAAAUAUGAAAAAUCUUCUUUCUGUGCCAGAAAAUAUUGACAAGUCAAAAGCAGUGUCAUUAGUGUUACACUGUGCAGACAUCAGCCACCCUUCCAAAGACUGGGAUCUCCACAAGAGGUGGACUGAUCUCCUCCUAGAAGAGUUCUUUAGACAGGGUGACCGUGAACAAGAGCUGGGUUUGCCCUUCUCACCUCUCUGUGAUAGGAAGAACACCCUAGUGGCUGAGUCACAAAUUGGCUUCAUUGACUUCAUAGUCGACCCCAGCUUCCAGGUGAUGGGGGAUAUGUUGGAUAAAAUACUCAGCCCACUUCACAAGCAAGAGCAAUCCGCACGCAACAUUGAUGAGGCCAUCUCAGAGGAAGUGUUUGAAGACAAAGUCAACCGAUCAUCGGGCGGAUCCAGCUUGAGUAGUCGUCCGAGUACGCCCAAAACACCUCUCUCACCGGGAGGACGAUACGAGUUAAAGCGGCCAUGGGUUGAGUGUCUGUCUCACAACAAAGUCAACUGGAAGGAGAAGGCGUUAAAAGAUGCUGAGGAGCGUCAUCUAGCAGCAGCACGAGCAAUUGCAAAUGACUCAGUCAACAGAUCCAAUACCGAAGAUUCAGAGUUGGAGAAAAAACAGGCCAAAGAAACUGAGCCUGAAAAUGAGACAAAAGACUCGACAACAGAGUCUGAUAAGCAAUCGAGUGCCAUGAACUCAGACAGUAUCAGUAUUAGGCCACUUGUGAAAGGCAUAAGCCGCAAAACCUCAACCACCGACCUACUGACGACCUCGGUGUCAAGGUCAACGUUCAGGUCACACGAAGGCAGGUCAGAGACUAUCCAAUCCGAAGAUAGCUCAGAACCGGAAAUGAUUGACUCCGGAUGUGGAACCGAUGAGCUUUCACCUUCUCAGAAGUCCCCGCGGGAGUCCCUCACCGGACGCAGCAAGCAUCUACCCCAAGUGUACGAGUCCAGCAAUUAUGAACACUCCACAACAGAAUCUGAAGGCGAGACUUACCCCAGCAGUUAGCGGGAUGAAGCGGCGAAGGAAGACCUCUUCAAAUAAUAUACUUACAGUCGAUUAAUGUUAUCCCGCCAGUCCCUCGCAGGAGAGCAUUUAACACUAAUGUUAUCUCUAUGCCAAUAUUUUCACCGACGUCAAGUAACUUGUACAUAGUUUAACAUUCCCCAAACGCUCUUCGUGGAGCAUAAUGUAAUCUUAUAGGAUGUUAUCUGAAUCAUAUUUGGUAUGUCUACUGUUGUAAUGUCCAUUCAUACUUAGGGACGAAGUUUCAUUAGAAAUUACAACAAAAUUUGUUCGCACGACCACUGGCGGAUCCAGAGAGGGGUGCGAGGGAGAGCACCCCCUUUUUCAGAUACUUUAGAUGUUAACCGUACACUCGGCCAAAUCACACUCACACACACACACACACACACACACACACACAAACACACACAAACACACUUUUCAAAAUCUUGGAUCCGCCUGUGAGGACGUAUUAAAAAUAAUAUGUUAAGGAAAAUAUAUUUAUUGAGCUCAAUUCUGAGGUAUAAAAGUGUAUUCCUUGAAACAGUAACCGAAAUAUUUGCUAUCCCUAACAACAGUUUUUAAGACUGUACCGACUGACAGAUCCAUUUCAUUGUUCACCGACCCGCUGUCCAUCUCAUGUUCAAUGUGUGGAUUUGAAUGUUGUUAUUUGUGUGUUGAACUGUACAACCCAAUGAGAGUAUGCACACUAUGUUAGGGCGUCCUGCGUCUGUUCAACAUGGUGACGGAGAAUAAUUAAUGUCAUGUACGUCAGCAAUAGGUUUUCGAGAACCACGUGGCGCCCGGUCUUAUAAUCAAACAUACUCUUUAUAUACAUCAGCAGUUGAUGAACCAGGGUCCUUAAAGAAUUACUUUUUCUUUGCAUUUCAUGUAUUUAUCGUUAAUAGCUAUCUAAUGGACCCAAGUACUACUUUCACACUGUUGAAAAGCUUCGUGUGACAAUCGUUUAUAUUAGAUCUCUUGAAAGUGGUAUACGUUCGUUAUACAAUAAGACAGUAUCGACCGGCGUCGGUAUUGAUAUUUUUCACGCUGUCUUCAAGUGUUGUGAAUGCUAAAGGGUAAAUGCUUUAGGCUGCUUAGAAGGAAGGGCAUUUGUUUAGUCCAUAUGGCAAUAAGAAUGAUCUGGAAUACAGACAAGUACACCAUCAUAUCAGCGAGGGACGAGGUAGGGCGAUGACUUGUUUUAGCCCACUGAAAAUGUCAACUUUUAAAGUUAUUGGAGCCAUUUCUAUUUCUAUAUUUUGGGCGUUUUAGAAUAAUGGGAACAUAGCAUACAGAUUCUUGUCCAAAAGAGAGAUAAGGGCAUAUUUACCUGAAAAUGUAACUAUUUUAGCCUCUACGAUUGGGAAUACUAUUAGAUGCAUGGUUUCUUAAAUUUCAUUGGUUACUUCUCAAUGCAGAUUCAGUGGUCCAAACAUUAUUCUUAUCAUACCUUGUCCCGUCUUGUUGAUUCCAAAUGUCACUGAUAGAUAUAGUGAAUUGGGUACUCUGGUUUGUCAUACUCCCCUGAACGGAUCGUAUUCGUUACAGUAUUUCUAUUACACCAGACACAGAAAAUUGAUUCAACCUAACCACUCAGAUCUACAAGUCUCACAUUUUUAUAAUAUAUUUCUUUUCUUACUGGAGUUGUUCCUUUCAUGGUUAAAUGGCAAAGGCUUUCUGUAGCAGUUCUUUAUUUUGUUAUUCAUUCGGAGUUCACAUGCUGUAUUGUGUUUUACUUUGGAUAAUCUCAGACGUGGGACUCUUGAAUAACAGAACAUGCAUUAAUGUAAUUUGGAACACAUCAAAGAAGCAUCUUGAAGAAAUGACUGGUAAACUUGCAGCUAUUUGGGAGUAGUAAAUCCUUUUGUGAUACAACAAGUGUUACCAGGAUGCAUCCGGACAUUUGGCUUUGGGUAAACUGCCCCCGGCUCAUUUCACCGUCGCUGUGUACGCGAAGGCGAUGUUUCCGAACUGUCGUGACAAUGAGAACAUAUAUAGAUCCCACCAUAAACCUUUCAAAUGGCAUGAGUCGGCUAUUUCUUUAACAUGUAUGUUAGCCCUGCGUUGCCAGUUGACGCCACGGGGAUGUCACCUGACACAUGCAUUAUGUAUAUAAUGUUACACAAUGACAAAGGAAUAGUUACCUUGUGUAAAUUGAUUGAUUCAAAGAAUUAAUCAGAAAGCAGCUAGUGGGCCGGUACGAGGUCAUUUAGUAACGACUGAUAAAACUAUAGUUGUGUAGUUGAUGGCGAUACAUCAACAUGUUAAAUUUAGCAAUAUUCGAUCCCGUAGUUUCGAUAGAAUAUCUAGACAGGAGUUCAAGACGCCGUUCUAAGACUCCUUCCUGACAUUCCUGAAACCUAUUGUAUUGAGUUUGAACCCAAGAUUCGUCAUCGCUGAUACUUAGUUUGUCAACCACGGGGGAUGAUAUCAGGUGUUAUUAUUAGAUAUCGGCUGAGAUUACUCAAAUUCCUCUAUAAACAUUCCCGACAUGGGUACAAUGUGUGAAGCCCAUUUCUGGUGUCCCCCGCCGUGAUAUUGCUUGAAUAUUGCUAAAAGCGGCGUAAAACUAAAUUCACUCACUCACUCACUCACUCACUCACCUCUAUAAACAAUUCUUUGGAGUAUUUGUAUGCACGCAGUAACAGUGAACCGUCUAUUAUGGCGCGCCUAUUUGAAUGAGAAAGGACACGCAGCUUUAAAUUAAUCAUGUAUGCUUCGCCGCUGUAAACAUAGGGAUGACUUUUAAACUUUCACUUUAUGUCGAGCAAUAUUCCGUCAACGUUUCACAACGUUUGAGAUGCAAUCGAGCAUGCUCUUUCUACCAAGAUUUCAGCGUCAUACAACUCUUUCUUAGAAGUUGUUUGAUCAAUGUUACAGCAUUCGAGGCCUCAGUAAAGCUUUCAAAAAGCUUUAUGCAAAACAUGUGGAGGACAUUCCUAAAUUUGACGCAUCAGCGCCCAAAAUGAUGACCGAUGCCAUGCCCAAUUUUGACGUGCCGUAUGUACAGACAUUUCAUAUCAAUACGGAAAGGGGUUUGUCGCUUUUAUUGAUAAAAUCUACAUUGAGGUGAAAUGUGUUUAUAUCAUAAUAUCAAACUUAAUCUUUCACUUUUAAAAACGAAAGUCCCUCAUAGAUUUGAUUUCGGAGAGUGGGAUAUUUGAGUCCGAGGACAGUGGUAUUGUAGCAUUAAUAACAGGCUGUUAACAACAUUCCUGGUGAGAAGAGGACCCUUACUACCUAAGCUUGUAGUAUAUGGCGACUUCGUGGAUCGGGUGGUCAGGCUCCGUGACCUAUGUCGUGCCCCGACAGCGUUGGUCGUUGCUCAUUAUAACAAUCACUGGUUUGUCUGGUCGAUUAUUAACUGGGGGCUGUCAUAUUGGAAUAUUGCUGCAUGUGGCAUUUAACAAUACGGAAGCAAACCAACUAACGGAAGCAAACCAACUAACGUAAGGAAUAUAAACACGUAUCUAGUGUUGUGCGGCAGAGUCAUAUCAGAGUGUUGUCUUAUCCGGUUUGUUAGUUGAUUUAUAAACUGCUACUGGGUUGAGAACAGAAAGGCCGAUUAGUCGUUUCAUUGGACUGUGUAAAUAACUUCAAUUUACGUUCUUUUCACAAAAUGCAAGUAACAAUAACAUGUGCUAGUCCUUUUUACUUCACUGGGUCGUCCAGUAGAUUAAGACGUCGCAAUGAGCUAUGCAGAGUUGCGUCCCUUAGCUUUGCCAGGAUCCUAUGAUCGUGGGUUCCAAUUCCCAUAUUUGCCCAGGGUAUGAUACUUGGAUUGUCAGCACCAUACCCCUGUUCGUGGGUUUUGACAAAGUGUAAACAUCAGACCUGCAUCACUUCGGGCUUUCCUCCCACAUCAAGCUGACAUGCUAAGUUCAAAUGGAACACUGUUCAGAUUGGUUUGAAACUCAAUCCAUCCAGUCACCCUGAAGGAGAUUGAAAGACAAGAAUCAAGAGGAAACACACCAUACUGACCCUAUUUUUCUAUAUUCUAGUUUCACAUCUUCGUUUAAUGGUUAAUAACCAAUGACAUCUACAAGAUUAUUACACGAUAUAUCCGUCUUGUCUACAAUCUUAUAUCAGACUUCAAACUGGUCGUUUUUAACAUUCAGCUCGUAAGCAGUCGACAUGCUUGUAUAUUUCUAAAUGUAUCGACUUCGAUUAUACCGUUUUAACAGUGAUAUUCAUCCAACCUUGUGAUUAACCAAAUGGAUAUUAUGAAUUAUGCAUUUCCUAGUUUUCAGAAUUGAAAGAUAUCGGUUUUAUUAAAAUUAUGAUUUGACUGUAUAUACCCCUUCCCAUAAUAAAUGUUACAUUAUUGUAUAUACAUUUACUGUAAACUGUUAAUAUUAUGGUUUAUUUCAUUCAUAUGUAAAUUAAUCUAAAACAAAAUCAAUAAA
This is a messenger RNA of Haliotis rufescens (red abalone), 8320 nucleotides long. RefSeq names its product calcium/calmodulin-dependent 3',5'-cyclic nucleotide phosphodiesterase 1A-like. Lineage: Eukaryota; Metazoa; Mollusca; Gastropoda; Lepetellida; Haliotidae. Gene Ontology annotation, biological process: signal transduction. The coding region runs from base 1497 to 3914 and encodes 805 amino acids. The record is from RefSeq and is a predicted model, not a curated record. Gene Ontology annotation, molecular function: 3',5'-cyclic-AMP phosphodiesterase activity. The transcript has 19 exons.